ACACACAUUUAAGGCUGAGUCGAUCUAGGGGAGACGCGAGACCGGCUGAAGUAAUCGCCCAACGCGCCUUGCCCGCGAGCAAAAAUCAAACGCCGGACUCGCUCCAGGUUCACCGCCCCAGCGCUGCUAACCGCUGCGCCACCGCUCUCCAUUACGCAAACACCCGCUCCUCCUCCUCCAUACCCCUCACCUCCUCCAAAACCCUCCUCGCUGUAUGGGCCACUCCCCCCCCCCCACCUCCUUGUCUCCGCUGCGAUGAGCGGAGCCGUCCCGUUAGUUCGGAUCGCUUGCGGAGGCUGCAGCAGCAGCAGCAGCAGCGGUAGCACCGGCAGCAGCGAGACGCGUGUCCCGAGCGUGGGACUGCCUGCGCGUGUGCACGGUGAGGAGCCACGGCGAAGAGACACAGUGCUGCUGUCUGCCAGGAAGCCAGGAGCCGGCCGCGAGCGCGAUGGGUGCCGUGCGGGCGAUGGCCGCACUCUGGAUUGUGGUCGGAGCGAGCGUCGGCGCGACUGUGCCCGGCCACGCUGAGGGCCCUGCCCUCGUGGGCCCCGGCCACGUUGAGGGCCCCACCCUCGUGGGCCCCGGCCACUCUGAGGGCCCCGCGCUCGUGGGCCCCGGCCACGCUGAGGGCCCCACCCUCGUGGGCCCCGGCCACUCUGAGGGCCCCGCGCUCGUGGGCCCCGGCCACGCUGAGGGCCCCACCCUCGUGGGCCCCGGCCACGCUGAGGGCCCCGCGCUCGUGGGCCCCGGCCACGCUGAGGUCCCCACCCUCGUGGGCCCCGGCCACGCUGAGGGCCCCGCGCUCGUGGGCCCCGGCCACGUGGACACGGUGCGGCUGCCCUGCCUCUCGGGACGCGUCCACCGCGGCCUCCGGGCCAACAUCUCCUGGGAGCGCGACGGGGCCCUCGUGACGGGAGGGCAGCAGACCCAGUGGCAGGGUUCGUUUGGAGGCCGCGCGGCGCCGACGCAGCUGAGCGUCACCCUCGCGCUGGGGGCGCUGAGCGCAGCGCGCCACGCGGGGCGCUCCACCGCCUGUGUGGGGCGCCAGGAGGGGGGGGAGGAGGGGGGGGAGGCGGCGGCGGUGGCGCGCAGCCAGGCGGCCACCCUCACCGUGACGGAUGUCGAUGGUGGUGCUGCCACCGUGUCCACCGCCGCCGCCCCCGCCGCCGUCUCCACCGCCACCGCCACCCCCGUCUCGACCGCCGGGCCGUCCAUGGGCUGGCGCUUCGAGCGGCACCCGCAGGACGCGACGGUGCCGCUCGGCUCUCCGCUGGCGCUGCGGUGCCGCCCCCCCCAGAGCCGCCCCCCGGCGCUCGUCGACUGGUUCCGUGACGGCGCUCCCCUCGACACGGACGGGGGCGGCGGCGGCGGCGGCGGGGGGGAGCUCCUGAUCCCCAGCGUCACCGAAUCGGACGCGGGCGUCUACUUCUGCCGUGCGGUGAACGCGCUGGCGCAGCGCUCGGUGGCCUCGCGCCGCGCCCGCGUCCGCGUGCUCGUUCCUCCGUCGUUCCCGUCCGCGACCCCCCACGGCACCGUGCGAGUGGCCGUAGGCCGCGGGGUGACGCUCGGCUGCCCGGCGCUGGGCCGCCCGCCCCCGGCCCUGCGCUGGAGCCACGAGGGGAGCCCCGUGGGGAGGGGGCCCCGCUGGGCCCUCGGGGCGAGGAACGCGUCCCUGCACGUGAGCAACGUGGAGGCGUCUGACCGUGGCCGCUACGCGUGCCACGCCAGCAACGCGGCCGGAGAGGCCACCCUGGUGUUCCACCUGCACGUCGGCGUGCCCCCCGUCGUGGUGGUGUUCCUGGAGUCGGUGGCCGUGGACGCCGGAUCUGCGGCGACGCUGCCGUGCGUGGCCGCGGGCGACGCUCCGCUCCGCUACUCGUGGAGUCGCGACGGCGCGCCGGUGCCGCCGGGCGACGCCAGGGUCCGCCGCGACAGGGGCGGCGCGUCGCUGGAGCUGCGCGCGGUGUCGGCGCGCCACGCGGGCGUCUACGUGUGCACGGUGCUUGGACCCGCCGGCAGCGCCAGCCACCGCGCCAGCCUCCGGGUGCGCGAGCGGCCGCGGAGGAGCUGGGAGGACGACGACGGUGGCGGUGAGGCGACGACGGCGACGACGACGGCGCCGUCGAGGCUCAUCACCGCCGCCGGGACAACGUCACCGCGUGCACCGCCGGCGACGACGAAGAUGAGGACGACAGCGACCGUGGGGAUGCUGCGGUUGUUGUCGCCGCCGCCGCCUCCGCCAUCGACGACGACAACAGCGGCAGCUCCGGUGAUUAAAUCACCGAUAGCUCCACCGCCACCGCCAGUCGUGUCAAUGGUCAGCUCGUCACCACCACCACCACAAGCACAACCGGAACAGCCAACGGCCGGAUUGUCACCACCUGCAGAGGUGGCGACCAAACUCUCAUCACUGCUACUCGCUCUCUCGGCGCCGCCGCCGCCGCCGCCACCGCCACCGUCGCGACUAACUCCAGCGGCAACGUCAACCGGACGACCAACAUCGCCAACCUCCAGCCUCUCCCGGCCUUCAGCAACAUCGCCACCAAUCACCAGCCUCUCAGCGCCGACACCGCCACCGCUACCAGCAGCGGCGGCACCGGCGCUAACAUCGCAAGCGUCAACGGCUGCACCACCACCACCCCGCCCAACAUCACCUCCCGCCCCACCUGGGCCGUCCACUCCGGCUGACCCUGACCAUCGCGAGCUGCGACCGCGCCCCACGCCUUCUGCGGUCACUUCGCCGUCGGCGCUGCUGGCGACUCGCGGCGCCGCCGCAGUGACGGGACCAACCGUGCCAGCUCCGCCGCGGCGCUUGUCCCCACCGGAGGAGCCUGACGACCGUCGUCCGCCACCGGUGCCCUCGUCGACUCCGCCACCGCCGCCGCCGCCGCCGCCACCACCACAACCGUCGUCAUCGUCGUCGUCGCCGUCGUCAUCAUCAUCGUCGUCGUCGUCGCCGUCGUCGCCGCCACGGACGACGUCUCCGGUGACCGGCCGCGGUGCCGCCGCGGCCGACGCGGCGGGGCUCCGGACGGGCGGCGAAGCGGAGCGGCGGCCGUCCCCGGCUGCGGCCGUGGGGGGGUGGCGGCUGCUGGAGCCGCAUGACGUGCCGGUGGUGGUGGGCUCCUCCGUGUCGCUGCUGCUCAUCUUCCUCGUCAUGGGAUUCUACUCCGUGCGGCAGCGGUGGAGGGAGCGCAAGUGCGCCGCGACCCGACCCACAUCAAGGGGGGCCCUCGCCCCGUCAGCUGGGACCGACAACAGGGGCUUUGACUCGAGCGAGGCGGUGGAGGAGGCGACGGAGCACAGCUGCCUGGAGCCGCAGGCAGUGGGAGCGUGGACUCAUCGCCAGAGAGACGCACGGUAUCUGGGGCAGGAGUCGGACCGAGACCGGACCCCUCAAGGCUCCCCAGAGUGUGAGUGCACAGACGCAGACACACACACAGUGCCGAGGAGCAACCUGUGAGAAUGGGAAGGUUCAUGUCGUUCCAAGGUUCAGUCACACCACAUGACAGGCGCGUGGACACACACCGGGUUUCCAAUUGGACGUAGAACCUCCUCCGCUUAUCUACCUUUGUCACAGACUUCAAUGUCACAGAUAUCAGAGUGAUUUCCAUCGUAAAGGGUCGAGUCAGCGCCUCAUUCUGACCGCAAGUAAACAUGGGACUGUGGUAUUGAUGAGCUGUGUAUGACCCACGGCCUUUGACCUACAACGGAAAAAAAAGCGUGAUCUAAAAUUGUGAAACGACGCUAAUCGUAUAUCUUUCUCUAGUAUUUCUCCGCAUUCCUCUAAUUUUGCUGGACAAAUACGAUGCAAUUCGCAUUUGCAUUGUAUUUGAGAGUCAGCAAGAGUUUUGUAAAAUUAACAAAAAUUCAAAUCACAUGUAAGAGACAAAUGGGGUCUUUAGCUGGGGUGGGCGGUGAGUGGUUAAACUGUGAAAUAAAAUAGGACAUUUUUCGUGUGAUAAAAAUACUUCUCAUUCGAUGCAUCCCAAAUGCAUCUUUCAUUGUACUACUCCAAGAGGGACUCUGGUCGUCUUCAUGAAGCCGCCCCACCGCUACCCACACUUUCCCCACCCGCCCUCGUACCUCUGCUGUGCACGUACUCCACUACUCACCCCCCCCAUUUUCUAUACAGAAAGGCUUGGGGCCUAAAGAGGAAGGGGCGAGGCCUACACAACAAGGCUUGGGGCCUCUAGAGGAACGGCGAGGCCUACACAACAAGGCUUGGGGCCUCUAGAGGAACGGGCGAGGCCUACACAACAAGGCUUGGGGCCUGUAGAGGAACGGGCGAGGCCUAGAGAGAAUGGUGUGGGGUCUGAAGAGGAAGGGGGGGGGGGCAGGGAUAAAAACGCAAAUCUGCGUAAUCCUGAGUAAGCAAAUGUUUUAGAAUAGUAAAUGAAAACAAAAAAAAUGCAUAUCGUUACUGACGCAUAUAUAAACGUCACCAGUGGUAUAGAAAUGAGUUCAGUGUUCUUGAUAUUGUUAUUUUGCAUUAUGCGUGUAUGAUUACCGCACGGUUAGUAUUGAUACUGGCGUUGUCAGGAUGCCUCUGUGUCGCUAUCAAGAGGCAUCUCGCUUACGUUGUGCCUUUUCUUACCAAACGUGAUUUUUGCUAAGGCUAGAAAGUAGACGUGCAACACCGUUUUGUCGGUAAAAUACUCCGUAGAUAAGGUUUUAAUAAAGACAGUCGUAGUUUGGACUUAA
Messenger RNA from Petromyzon marinus (sea lamprey), 4704 nucleotides. Lineage: Eukaryota; Metazoa; Chordata; Hyperoartia; Petromyzontiformes; Petromyzontidae. The record is from RefSeq and is a predicted model, not a curated record.